Molecule: messenger RNA, 819 nt
Organism: Ichthyophthirius multifiliis
Lineage: Eukaryota; Ciliophora; Oligohymenophorea; Hymenostomatida
Product: protein kinase domain protein
Exons: 3
Biological process (GO): peptidyl-serine phosphorylation; intracellular signal transduction; protein autophosphorylation
Cellular component (GO): cytoplasm; nucleus
Molecular function (GO): ATP binding; calcium-dependent protein serine/threonine kinase activity; calcium/calmodulin-dependent protein kinase activity
Source: RefSeq, a predicted model, not a curated record
AUGUAGUAAAUAUAUAUUAUAUAUUUAAAUAUAUAUAUAAAUAUAUAUAUAUAUAUAUAUAUAUAUAUAUAUAUAUAUAUAUUUAUAUAUAAACAAGGAAAAGGUACAUUUGGUGUUGUUAAAAAAGCUUGUUUAAUAUCUAAUUCUAAAUAAUUUUUUGCUUUAAAGCAAAUUAAAAUAAACAAACUUAACUAAUAAUAAUUAAUACAAAUAUAAAGAGAAAUUCAUAUUUAAUAAUAAUUAGAUCAUCCUAAUAUAGCUAAACUUCAUGAAGUUUUUUUAAAUGGUAAUCGUUUAUAUUUAGUUAUAGAGUUAAUUAAAGGUGAUUUGCUUUUACACAAAAUAAUGGAAAAAGGCAAAUUAAGUGAAAAAGAAUCCGUUUAGAUAAUUUAUUAAAUAUUUUUAUCUGUAAAAUAUUUACAUUAAUUAGGAAUUGUUCACAGAGAUUUGAAGCCAGAAAAUUUUAUUUUUAGCUCAUCCUCAAAUGAAAUCAAGAUGAUAGAUUUCGGUUUAUCAAAAUAAUAUUUUGCAAAAAACAAUAAUUAUGAUAAAAAUGAAGGUUUAUAGACAACUGUUGGAAGUGUAAAUUAUAUUGCUCCUGAAGUUUUAUUAGGAAAAUACGACAUUAAAUGUGAUAUAUGGAGUCUCGGUAUAAUUAUAUAUAUAAUUUUAUGUGGCGAAUUUCCUUUUAACGGUAAAAACUAAAACGAAAUUUUCGAGAAAAUAUAAAAAGGAGAAUAUUCUUUUAAGAAAGAUUUAAAAAUUUCUAAGUAAAUGAAAGAUUUGAUAGGAAAAAUGAUAUGUGUAGAUAUUUAUUGA